Molecule: messenger RNA, 1006 nt
Organism: Cydia fagiglandana
Lineage: Eukaryota; Metazoa; Arthropoda; Insecta; Lepidoptera; Tortricidae
Product: gloverin-like
Exons: 5
Coding region: 129-650 (173 amino acids)
Source: RefSeq, a predicted model, not a curated record
AAUUCCCCUCGGAGCGAAGGCAGGGACUUUACCCUUCCUUUUAUUUUAGCAUAUAAACGCCAGAACCUGUCAUUCGAACGCAGUUGAAAGAAACUUUUCUUACGUUGCGAACCCUACUAUUAGCUAAAAUGCAGUAUUCCAUAUUUGUUGUUAUAGCAGCUUUGAUGAGCGUGGCUUUAGCUCAAGUGUGGCUCCUACCUGACGGAAGGGAUAAGGACCUAUAUAGCAAUGUCUGGGGCAGGGCACUCCGAAACAGCAAUGGCGUUACAUGGAACAAACCAGUGGGUAACGGCAAUGUCUUCGGCACUUUGGGCAGCAGCGACCAGGGGCUAUUUGGCAAGGCAGGUUACCAAGGCACCAUCUUCAACGACGCCCGGGGCAAGAUGGACGGGCAGGCGUACGGUACCCGAGUGCUGGGCCCAGCUGGGGACACAAGCCACUUCGGGGGCAAGCUGGACUGGGCCAAUGACAACGCCAAAGCCUCAGUGGACAUCAGCAAACAGAUUCAUGGAAAAACCACAGUGGAAGCGAGCGGCUCAGGAGUAUGGAAGGUAGAUAAGAACACGCAGGUGUCAGCUGGAGGCUCCUUAAGCGGCGGCAACGGCAAGCCUGACGUUACUGUCAACGCGCAGAUAGAAAGCAAAUUUUAAAGCCACGCCAAGUCUUGGCCGACGGAGCUGUGUCGCACACUGUCGGCAAGCCAAACAUCAUCGUAAACGCGAACAUUUUAGAACAAUGUCGACGUCAUAGUCAAAACGAAAGUUUCAGCUGACGGCGCCGCGCCGUGUCGUAUGUAAGUACAGUCAACCAAUUUGAUUCCUAGGCCACUAAAGAACCAUGUCAUAAUGAAUUAAUUAGUUUAUCUUCUACGACAGUUAUUAUUCAGCGAUGUGUGUAAUGUAUCUAGUAGUUACAGCUACAAGGUUCUAUAGUGGCAUAGAAAUCAAUUUAGUUGACUGUAGGUAAAUUGUCAGUCAGCUUUCGCCUGACGUGUCACACGCAAGCC